Molecule: messenger RNA, 3725 nt
Organism: Mesoplodon densirostris (Blainville's beaked whale)
Lineage: Eukaryota; Metazoa; Chordata; Mammalia; Artiodactyla; Ziphiidae
Gene: CABLES2
Product: Cdk5 and Abl enzyme substrate 2
Exons: 10
Coding region: 1-1584 (527 amino acids)
Biological process (GO): regulation of cell cycle
Source: RefSeq, a predicted model, not a curated record
AUGGGCGGGCGUGACGGCGAUGUAUUUGCAUACGGGUGCGCCCCGGCCAAUGGGCGGCGGGCGCGGGCGCAUGCGCGAGCGGGAGGGCGGUGGCGGGCGGGCGGCGGGCUCAGUCGGAGGAUGGCCGCGACUGCGGCGGGUGGGUCACCGGGCCAGUCCCCCGGCCCCGCCGCCCGGGCCGCGCCGCAGGCGCUGCGGCGGCGAGGGGAUUCGCGGCGCCGCCAGGCCGCGCUCUUCUUCCUCAACAACAUCUCCCUGGACGGGCGGCCCCCGAGCCUGGGCCCGGGCGGCGAGAAGCCCCCGCCGCCGCCGCCGCCGCCCGCCGAGGCCCGCGAGCCGCCCGCGCCGCCGCCGCCACCGCCGCCGCCGCCGCCCGCGCCCCCCGCCGGCCUGCCCCUGCCCGGACCCCCGGGCAGGGCCUCGGCGCCCCAGGGCCUGCUCAGCCCCGCGCCCGCGCCCGCCGGCUUGGGCCUCGGCCUGAGCCUGGGUCUGGACGGGCAGCGCCAGAGAAGGCGCGUAGGCUCCCAGCGCUGCUCCCUCGAGUUUCUGGAAGACACGGUGGGAUGUGCCUCGGUUCAAAGAACCAAACAUGCCUCUGGAUCCCCGAGACACAAAGGCCUGAAGAAGACGCACUUCAUCAAGAACAUGAGGCAGUACGACACCCGGAGCAGCAGGAUCGUGCUCAUCUGCGCCAAGCGGUCCCUGUGUGCGGCCUUCUCGGUCCUGCCCUACGGAGAAGGCCUGCAUGUCAGUGACCUGAGGGUGGACAGCCAGAAGCAGAGGCAUCCGUCCGGCGGCGUUUCCGUGUCUUCCGAGAUGGUUUUCCAGUUGGAAGGCGUGGAGCUGGGGGCGGAUGGAAAGGUCGUGUCUUACGCCAAGUUCCUGUACCCCACCAACGCCCUGGUCACGCUCAAGCCGGACAGCCACGGCCCGCCGCCUCAGCCCCGGCCCAGUGCCCCCCGCGCUCUGCUGGGGCCCAGAUGCAAACCCGUCCCACCCAGGGCGGCGCCAGCUGGCUCGGAACUAGGGGCCGACGCAGGGGAUGCCCUGGAGUACAACCCCGACCUCCUGGAUGACCCUCAGUGGCCCUGCGGCAAGCACAAGCGCGUCCUCAUCUUCGCGUCCUACAUGACCACAGUGAUAGAGUACGUGAAGCCCUCCGACCUCAAGAAGGACAUGAACGAGACCUUCCGGGAGAAGUUCCCACACAUCAAGCUGACGCUGAGCAAAAUUAGGAGUUUGAAACGAGAGAUGCGGAACCUGUCUGAGGAGUGUGGUCUGGAGCCCGUGACCGUGUCCAUGGCCUACGUGUACUUUGAGAAGCUGGUCCUGCAGGGCAAGCUCAACAAGCAGAACCGCAAGCUGUGCGCGGGCGCCUGCGUGCUGCUGGCCGCCAAGAUCAGCAGCGAUCUCCGCAAGAACGACGUGAAGCAGCUCAUUGACAAGUUAGAAGAAAAGUUUCGGUUCAACAGACGGGAUCUAAUUGGGUUUGAGUUCACGGUGCUCGUGGCCCUGGAACUUGCUCUCUACCUUCCCGAGAACCAGGUGUUGCCUCAUUACAGACGCCUCACGCAGCAGCUCUAGCCUGGCCCGGCCCCUGCGGGCGCUCCUGGCGCGUCGGCCGGACACGCGGCCCUCGCCGGCUAGUGCCACUGCUCCCCCCGCCCUCGCUUCCCUGGAGGGACACGGCUUCCAUUCCAAAGCACACCACACCACCGCGGUACUUCGGAGAGCCCUGCUGCGUUCCCCCGUGAACAAACGGGGGCGCUGUGCUGUCUCGUUUUCGCCUGCGCCCGGCCUGGCACCAGGACUUCACGAUGCGCGGCGGUGAACCCCGACUUCACAGCUUUGCCCCCCUUGCGUCACCCAGCCUUCUGCUGCCAUCGAAGCCACCGCACCAGCGUCUCACGGAGAUCUGCUUUUCCAGACCUGGCUGCACGCGCUGGAUUGCUAGCGUUAAAUUGUCGGGGCAUUCAUUCAUCUCGGCUGUUUGGGGUUCUCGGACGUGAAGACCGCACUGUGGAAUCCCCACUCCCCCCCUCGGCCCGGCUCCUUCCCAGCCCAGCACGGCCCCCUCCCCUCGGGGGGGGUGCACCCACCUACCCACAUCCACACACACAGCUCCGGCGUCAGCCUAAGCCAAGGAGAGCAGACCCCUGGUUGGUUUGGGUCUCAUUUUUCUUACUCUCGGACUUCUGUUCUUCCAAGGAUCACAUCACUGUGAGGUCCUGAUGCCCUGUCGGGGGUCACACACCCCAGCAGGCCUCUGGGCACAGAACUAGCCCACCCCAUGCAAGGAUCCGUCUCACCGGAAAGACCCCCCCUUGCCCACGACACUUGGACCUUCAGGAUGACUGGAUUGCUGGCUCUUGAUCUUCCUAAGCAAUAUUGUGGAGAAACCGUGUUUACUGUCGUGUAGGAUUUGGUUCUGUGGGUCUUUUUUUCCUGAGGGAACAGAAACUGGUUAAAUGGCGUCUGCUGAAGUUGUGACUUGAAUCACACCUGACCCUCCAGUGGGGAGGAGACUGACCACUUCACAGCCCUGCCUCCCCGCAAGGGUCAGGCCAGCCUUCUUCCUCCUCCUUCCUCCCGGCAGGAAGUGGGAGCCGCCUUGGCCGGAGGAGCCGCCACACCAAGCAGACCCCAAGGGCUGGUCGUUGUCCUUCUGGGCAGGUGUGUGCCCGGCACGCCAGCUUCUCUACGCUACACGUGGCCCAGUUCAUCCACUUGCUGCCCCACCAGAAACACUGAAGACCGCGGGCUGGAGCUUCUCCUUCACGGGUCAGCUGCUCUCAGAAAGGACCGUGUUGGCUGGGCCAUUAAGCUGCUUCCCUACUGCUGUCCCAUAAACCUGUCACUGGAGGGACUCCGGGACAGCCCCACCGUGCAUCCUACACGCGUGUGCACUGGUGCUUUUGCGGAACUGGAGAGGCCAGCCCUCAUCAGCGCUCAACCACCAGCAACUUGAGACCCCAGCAGGGGUGCAGGACGGCAGCUCCCACCCUGCUGGCUGCUGUUCCUUCUUCCUCAGUCACUUGGGCUGAGGGAGGAGAGGAGGCAACUGCAGGAUGGAGCGCGAAGCCCGUGUCUGUAUUCUGACCUUAUUUAUUGAGGAGUGCCUCUUCCCUGUCUUCCCCAAGAUGGCUCCCAAACCUGACGUGCACCAAGGAGGGCGUGAAGGAUGAAGCUGCUAGGCCCCAGGCAACUGUUCUGCAAAGUGACCUGUCCAGCCAACACAGCGUCUCAAGGACACUCCUGUUACAGGCACUGCAGGGGACCGACUUAGGAAACGUACGUCCUGGUUUACAAUUAGCCUUGAGGAACACAUCUUCCUGGAAAUUUCUAUACAGAUGUUAGAAUGGCUGAUACAGUAACUUUACAGUAAGUUUGCCUGUUUACGUAGUGAGAAUUAGUCAUUCACCAGACCCGUCUGUAACCUUCCCUUUAGUGCAUUGCGUCCUUUUUAAUGUCAACAGCUGCCACUGUGUGGUACUCAAAUGAAGCCAGUAUUUAAGGCAUUAAACUUCAGCCUAAAAUGUCACUCCCUAGAACCAGCCCAGACAUCUGUAUCCAAGGGCCUGGGGCCACUCCCUCAGUGCCUAGGAGGCGCUGUGGACUUAAAUGAGCGCUUAAGUGGCCAUCUGACCUCACUGUCUAGUCAAGUGUCAUGGAUCUGUUUGCAAAAAGUAAUGUAUUUGUGCUUUAAGUAAAAUUUGGUUUUGCAA